AUGACUACCGCACCACACAUGCCGGCCAAGGCGCACAGCUCCGAUGAUGUGCACCAACGGCCAAGAGGCAUUCUCAAGAACUCCAACUCCUUCCAAGGCACCCCCGCGAUGACGGCUGUUUCCCCGCCCUCGGUUCCAACCAUCCCCGAACCCGAGGAGUUCAAGGAGCUCACCAUCCAAAACACCCUACAGAAUGCCGGCCGUCGGCGAUCCUCGUCCACCCGUCCGGGCUCGAACUCGCGCCGUCAGUCGUCAGUCAGUGCCCACGACGACGACAACGAGCCCCGCCUAAAGUGGGACGAGGCAAAUUUGUACCUGGCCGAGCAAGAGAAAACCGCGAAGAUGAAGAUCGACGAACCCAAGACUCCCUACGCUCCCCACUACGACCCCAGUGAGGAUGACGAACAGAUGCGGAUCGACGAGGCACAGGAGAGCCUUCUCGAUGCCCAGGGUCUCGUUGUUGACGAGCUCGACAAGUCAGCCAAACCCACUCGUCACCGGAAGGGCGUUUCUGAAGAAGAAAUCCCCGAUCUGGAGCUCGGUGAGCCUGAGGAGAACACGCAGAGCAUUCCUUCAGAGGACCGGGUUUUCCGUGACCGCAGCACGAGCAUGGACUCGCACAAGAGCGAGAAGCAUGUCCAAGUCGGCGUGGAAGAUACAAAUGGCGCCGAAGUGCCUGCGCAUGAUCCGCUUCUGUCGGCUGAAGAGGCUCGCGCAAAGCACGCCCACUUUGAGGAGAUGCGCAAGAAGCAUUAUGAGAUGAGGAACAUCAAGGAGUUGCUUGCGCAUCCCGAGGAUCAAGACGAGGAAAUGGAAGAUGACGACGAUUCGGAGCCUGGCCCACCACCACCGAUGCCUCAGAUUCCUAGCCAGUUCCGCAAUAACGGACAAUAG
Molecule: messenger RNA, 894 nt
Organism: Penicillium bovifimosum
Lineage: Eukaryota; Fungi; Ascomycota; Eurotiomycetes; Eurotiales; Aspergillaceae
Product: PP1-complex regulatory subunit GLC8
Exons: 3
Coding region: 1-894 (297 amino acids)
Biological process (GO): regulation of signal transduction
Molecular function (GO): protein phosphatase inhibitor activity
Source: RefSeq, a predicted model, not a curated record